AUGACGGUUCACUGGAAAGAUGACCCAAAACCACUAGAACAAAUACGUCUCAUUGAUGUUGAGAUGGCACCAGGUCCACGUUGCAUGACCAUCAUAUGCGGGAAUCAGACCAAUCUCUUAAAGGUAUUUACUCUAUGUUGGAAAUCUUUUGCCCCAGACAUCCAGCUUGGCUUUAACGAUUCCGGAUAUGAUUGGCCAUUUAUAGUGGAGAAGGCUACAAAAUUAAAGGUUCUCGACUGGAUAGUCCAACAAAUGUCAGCAAAUCUGCGUAAGACAGCCAAUACUCAAUCCAUCCUCAUUUGGAAUUAUUUCGGUAGAACUGGAAAGCCAUUAAGCAGUGGUUUCUUUCAUAGGGACCAAUGGGCGAAGAAAACAGACAGGAACUUCAGAAGAACAGAAGGUCGUGAAUCUAUUAACAUCAAAUUUGGUACCAAUAAUUUGAGCUUUGAAUCAUCAUUUCUUAAGCUUCCCGGAUGCGUACCAAUUGACGUUUGCGCGAGUUUGUUGCAACUUUUCCCCCGUUCAGAGAGAAGAUCACUCAAAUACUUCUUAGAAGAUUGUGGUCUCGACAGCAAAGCCGAUUUACCUAUAAGCAAAUUAUGGAAGUAUUAUUCAGAAGCGAAGGGUAGGAUUUCAGACUCUUCUACUGAAAAUAUGCACAAAAUAGCUAAUUACUGUACCAUAGACGCCUUACGUUGUCAGGAGCUCGCGGUCAGGCAUAAUAUAAUAAAUGAUUAUAGAGAAGUCGCUUCGAUAGCAUAUAUAACUCUAUUUGAUACACAUUAUUAUGCCAUAGGGACAAAAGUAUCCAACCUCUUGGGUGCUGAAGCAUGGACACAGGACAUACUAUUCAGCAUGAAAACUUCUGAUCAGAAAGCAUCUGGGAAGUUUCCGGGAGCAUACGUUUUCCCACCAGUAAAGGGUCUUGAAAAUAAGCACCCUGUUACAG
Funneliformis geosporum is the source of this 949-nucleotide messenger RNA. NCBI's taxonomy places the organism in Eukaryota, Fungi, Glomeromycota, Glomeromycetes, Glomerales, Glomeraceae. The record is from the annotation of a GenBank genome assembly.